GCAUCAGCAAACUAACUAACAAUCUUUUCUUUUCAAGUUCAGUAUCAGUGUUUGGUUUGUUUAUUCUAAGAUAAAAACCUACGUUUUUGAAGAGAAAGGAAUACAAAUUAUAUUUUAGUUUAGAUUAAUGUUUAAAAAACAGAAUGGCUGACAGACUAACGCAACUUCAAGACACUAUCAAUCAGCAAGCUGAAUACUUCUGUAACAGCAUUGGAAUUCUGCAGCAAUAUUCAACUCCAAGCAAGUUCUCCGGUUUUGAUCGAAGUGGAUCUCAAACCCCACAGCAGCAAGAAGAUUAUGCUCACUUGUUCGCCUCAUUGAUUGCAAAAACCGCCAAAGAUAUCGACACCCUCAUAGAGUCCCUACCAAACGAAGAGUCCUCUACUGAGUUACAGAUGGCGAGUUUGCGGAGGUUGGAGCAGGACAACCAAGAAGCUGCAGAGAGACUAGAAGAGGUUGUUCAUCGAGGGGAAACACUUCUCGGAAAGAUACAAGAGGCUCUUGCUGACAUUGCCCAGAGUCAACUAGAGAUGCAAAACACGUUCGGAGAGUCUUCUAAAGACACUAAUGUGUAAAUCUUAUUCUUUGCAAGGGGGGAGGGGUUUCAAAGAGUAUUAGUAUAGCUUGGCAGAGUUACACUUUCUGCCAUCCUGAAAAUAAAAUUUGCCAGAGGUAUUGUAACAUGUCUGCAACUAAAAGCAUAUUUCAUCAGGGACUAAAGUGACUUUUCGACACAAACUCGAGUGGGACAACCUUGGAUUUGCCUCAGUAAGCGAAUGAGUGUGAAUCAAAAAGACAUUUUGGCCUGUGUUAAGAUCUAGAUUUUUUUCUAUUGCACGAUUUUUUAAGCAAUAAAAAAAAACAACAAAUAUUUUGCUCAUUGUUUACAGUUAUAAAUCUCUUAAGAAGUUACGUUAUUAAAUGCAAACAGUUGUGUUGGCUAUUAC
This is a messenger RNA of Macrosteles quadrilineatus (aster leafhopper), 947 nucleotides long. RefSeq names its product mediator of RNA polymerase II transcription subunit 21-like. The record is from RefSeq and is a predicted model, not a curated record. Gene Ontology annotation, biological process: regulation of transcription by RNA polymerase II. The transcript has 4 exons. Bases 144 to 575 code for a protein of 143 amino acids. Gene Ontology annotation, molecular function: transcription coregulator activity. Lineage: Eukaryota; Metazoa; Arthropoda; Insecta; Hemiptera; Cicadellidae. Gene Ontology annotation, cellular component: mediator complex.